AUCAACACUUGCCACUUGAAUCUCUGACCAUCAGCUGGGAGGCCUGACUGUUUCUGUGAAUGAACCCACCAGUUUUAACUUGCGUUGAGCAAUGCUGAAAUUCCAAGAGACUACUAAGUGUGUGAGUGGAACCACAGCCAUUUCAAAGUAUCCAACUACCUUGAUUGCAAGAAGAUAUGUUCUGCAGCAGAAACUUGGCAGUGGAAGUUUUGGAACUGUCUAUCUGGUGUCAGACAAGAAAGCCAAACAGGGAGAGGAGCUAAAGGUACUUAAGGAAAUCUCUGUUGGAGAAUUAAAUCCAAAUGAAACUGUUCAGGCCAACGUGGAAGCCCAACUCCUUUCCAAGCUAAAUCAUCCAGCCAUUGUCAAGUUCCAUGCAAGUUUCAUGGAGCAGGAUAAUUUUUGCAUCAUCACAGAAUACUGUGAGGGUGGAGAUCUGGACUAUAAAAUUCAGGAAUAUAAAGAAGCUGGGAAAAUCUUUCCUGAAAAUCAGAUAGUAGAAUGGUUUAUCCAGUUGUUGCUUGGAGUUGAUUAUAUGCACGAAAGGAGGAUACUCCAUCGAGACUUGAAAUCAAAGAAUAUAUUUCUGAAAAAUAAUCAACUUAAAAUCGGGGAUUUUGGAGUUUCUCGGCUGCUAAUGGGAUCAUGUGAGUUGGCUACAACUUUAACUGGGACUCCCCAUUAUAUGAGUCCUGAGGCCCUGAAGCACCAAGGCUAUGAUGCCAAGUCUGACAUCUGGUCACUGGCAUGUAUUUUAUAUGAGAUGUGUUGCAUGGAUCAUGCGUUUGCCGGUUCCAGUUUCUUGUCUGUGGUUUUAAAUAUUGUCGAAGGCAACACACCUUCACUCCCCGAGGGAUUCCCACAAGAACUAAACACCAUCAUGCAACGCAUGUUGAACAAGAGUCCUUCAUUGAGACCCUCUGCUGUAGAAAUUUUAAAACUCCCUUACAUCGACGAGCAGCUUCAGCACCUGAUGCGCAAAUAUUCAGAAGUGAUGCUGGAAGACAAGAACUCAGUUUGUCAGAAGGACGCUGUUCAGAUAAUUAAUGCCAUGCAGAAAAAGAUUCACCUGCAGACUCUCCAAGCCCUGUCUGAAGUGCAGAAAAUGACUCCGAGAGAAAGGAUGCGGCUGAGGAAGCUGCAGGCAGCUGACGAGAAAGCCAGGAAACUGAAAAAGAUUGUGGAAGAAAAAUAUAAAGAAAAUAACAAACGAGUGCAAGAAUCCCAAUUCCAGAACUUUGAUCCCCUGAGUGUCGAUAUGCUUCAUGAAUUGGAUGAACGGACUUCCGAGAACCCGCCUGAGCCUCAGCCUCUUCCUUCCCUGAACCGCCAUGAAGCUGAGCCAAGUUUAGAGGACACCAUAGUUGGCCUUGGACACUAUGGGAUCCCAGAAGACCCACUUGUUGCUGAAGAGUAUUAUGCUGAUGUAUUUGAUUCCUGUUCGGAGGAGAGUGAGGAGCUGGAGGAAGAAACCGUGUUCUCAGAAGCAGAGGAACAAAUGAGGGACAAGGGAGCUGCACCUGCUUACAGAGCAAACCAACAGGACAGUGAUAUUGAAGCCUUGGUUGGGUGUUUGGAAAAUGUCCUGGGUUGUACCUCUCUAGACACAAGGACCAUUACCAGUACGGCUGCAGACACGUCCCCCAGACCAUCCGUUUUCAACAGUGAAGUGGCCAGGACCAAGAUGCAGCACAUGAAGGAAUCAGCCAUGCAGAAGCUAGGAAUGGAAGUGUUUGAGGAGGUCUAUGAUUACCUCAGGAGAGCAAGGCAUCAGAAGGCCUGUGAAGCAGAGGUCCGGGAGCAUUUGGAGACGGUGGUUCCUCGGGCCAGUGACUGCUUUGAAGUUGACCAGCUCCUCUAUCUUGAGGAGCAGCUGCUGACCACAGAAGGAAAAGAGCCUGCUCUCCGGAGCCUUCACUGUGAUGCUGCCCACAAAGAUGCACAUACAUUCCUGUGAAAAUCCACGAGCUUUACAGUCUGGGAAACAAUUGCUCAGCUGGAGCCUCCAUCUUUAACCUCCAGUUCCUGGUCAGAAAUUAUGGUAUCUAUGUCUGUAUGCACUCAGCUGGCUGCUGGUGCCUGUGGGUCUGGGUCAUAGAAAGGCUUUCCUUCACGCCUUCAGCCCCAGGGUUUGCAGUGGGUAGAAGCACUCUGACGACUCAGGUGCUCAUACUGCAUCCAUCCAGGGCAUGCUCAACACCCACCCACCAUGAUCUCUAAGAGCUAUGUCCAACCUGCUUGUGAUGGGCAUGGGACACCAGCCUGGACAUCUGCCUGCUAAUCUCCAGUGAUGGAUUUUUUGAACAACAUUUUUUCUUUCUUUUUCUGACUAACAUGCAAGCAGUAUAUAAAUAAUGGCUUGGAUCGAAUCCCGACAGUGACUCCAUUCUGUGAUUUAUUCCCAAAACUCACUCAUGGAGCAAUAAAGGCUUUUGUUCAUAAUGAAU
Molecule: messenger RNA, 2447 nt
Organism: Phodopus roborovskii (desert hamster)
Lineage: Eukaryota; Metazoa; Chordata; Mammalia; Rodentia; Cricetidae
Gene: Nek11
Product: NIMA related kinase 11
Exons: 15
Coding region: 92-1957 (621 amino acids)
Biological process (GO): protein phosphorylation
Molecular function (GO): ATP binding; protein kinase activity
Source: RefSeq, a predicted model, not a curated record